Molecule: messenger RNA, 921 nt
Organism: Microthlaspi erraticum
Lineage: Eukaryota; Viridiplantae; Streptophyta; Magnoliopsida; Brassicales; Brassicaceae
Source: the annotation of a GenBank genome assembly
AUGGGUGGAGGACUUGUAGCAGAUGAUUUCAGAACUGGUCCAUCCGAGGUUAAAUCGACACAUGAAAGAACCAUCCUAGGAGAAACUAAGUUCCUGUCAAAAGCAAGAGGGAGAUUCAUUACAAAGGAGUGUAAGCUACAUAAAUCCGAGCUACCAAAUGGUCUGACCAUCAAUGUUAUUGAUACUCCUGGUCUGUUUAGUGCUUCCUCGACUACAGAAUUUACAAGCAGAGAAAUCAUUAGAUGCUUAUGUCUGGCUAGAGAUGGAAUUGAUGCAGUGCUUCUGGUUUUCUCGGUGAGGAAUAGAUUAACAGAAGAGGAACAAUCAACGCUUCAUACGUUAAAGAUAUUAUUAGGAAGGCAAAUAGUGGAUCAUAUAAUCGUUGUUUUCACCAAUGGGGAUGCACUUGAUGCUGGAGACACCCUGGAGGACUAUUUGCAGGACUGUCCUGAGUUUCGGGAAAUUCUAAAGGAAUGUGAUGAGCGUAAGGUGUUGUUUGACAAUAGAAGUGACAUCCCUGAAAGCAAGAAAGAGAAGCAAGUCCAGGAUCUUCUCAACCUCGUCCAACAAAUCUCAAACAAGAACAAUGAGAGAUCAUAUAUGGCUGACUUAUCACUUGAGCUAAGAGAGAAUGAGGCCGCAUUCCAGGAUCAACAGAAGCAGAUUGAAGCAAUGAAGAGCUUGUCAUUUAAGAACGAGACUACUCUGCUGAAGGAGUUGGAGAAGUCAUAUAAGGAAAUGCUCAAGGGAAUGGAAGAGAAGGCAGAAGCUAAAAGAGAAGAAGCUGAGAGAAAGAUGAAGGAUAUUCAGAAUCAAUCGGGUGAUGAGAUCAGGAAGCUGAGAGAACAGCUUGACGAGGCUAUGGCAGAGACUGCUUCCUUGCGUGCCAAGCUCGACAGUAAAAAGUGCACUAUUCUGUGA